Molecule: messenger RNA, 372 nt
Organism: Lactuca saligna
Lineage: Eukaryota; Viridiplantae; Streptophyta; Magnoliopsida; Asterales; Asteraceae
Source: the annotation of a GenBank genome assembly
AUGGAAGACGGAUAUGAUGGCACGUCAAGUGGCGCCAUCUGUGGGACCCUGCAACAAACUGUCGGCACAAGCACACGAGCAGACAAAGCAAGUCCCGUUGCGAGAAUGCAAAACCUAGAAGGCCCAGAAGCAACCCUACAGGUUUCUACUGUGGUAAGACAUCAGAACAUAGUCACCAGAAAGUUUUUCAGCGACGAAAGAACAGACUUACAAGGCAAAACUACAGAAGAAGUGGAGUUAGACGAAUUCGAAGCAUUCCAAAGUUUUAUAGCCAUGAGAAAGUUGCAAAGUGAAAAACGACUCCAAAAGGAAAAGGAAUGGGAUCGUGUUUCGGUCCACACAGACCAAACGGAAGAUUCCAGUGAAGAAUAA